Molecule: messenger RNA, 2910 nt
Organism: Styela clava
Lineage: Eukaryota; Metazoa; Chordata; Ascidiacea; Stolidobranchia; Styelidae
Product: allene oxide synthase-lipoxygenase protein-like
Biological process (GO): lipid oxidation
Molecular function (GO): oxidoreductase activity, acting on single donors with incorporation of molecular oxygen, incorporation of two atoms of oxygen; protein binding; metal ion binding
Source: RefSeq, a predicted model, not a curated record
GCAACAUAUUCCUAAAGAAAAGGGACAAAACAGGAGUUUUAGUGGUACAAACAAGAGAACCAUUGCAAUUUGUUUAAAACUAAACAUUAACUAAAUCAUUUACCUUUGAUUCGUCAUAAUUUUUCACGUAUUUUUUUUUAAUUUUAUGUAUAAUUACCGCGCGUGUUGACAGAGGAAGUUGAAGACGAGUCAUUAGUGAGUAUAAUCAUCGCAACAGCUCAUGGUGUUAUAUUUCAUAAUAUUUUUAUUAUAACCUACAUAGAUUAAAGUUCAAAACUUGACACUAUAUCAACAGGAUGACAAAAGUAACAUACAAGCUACUGAUUAAGACAUCAAAGUUGUAUGCAGAAGGUGCAACAGAUUCAAAUGUCUCUGUUCAACUAGUUGGCAAAAAUAAAUCUUAUACAGAUUGGUACGCGCUUGACAAAUUUUGGCGAGAUGAUUUUGAACAAGGGAGAACAGAUGAAUUCACGAUAGAAGACAAAGAAGUGGGGAGAGUCUUGUUUGUACGAUUUCAUCUGAAACACACUAAUAAAGAAAAGGAUUUGUGGGCAUGUGACAACGUAAUAAUCCAUCAUGGUAAUUACGUUGAUGAGUUUCCGCUGUACGAUUGGGUUGUUGAUAACUCUGUAAUUGUAAGAGGUGAAGGACUGAUUCCUCAAAAAAUAAGGUCUGAUGAACUGCUAAAGACUAUUAAAGAAGAACGAGAAAAUAAUCUACAAAGAUUUGCGUGGAUUGAAAAGGCAAAACCAGGAGACCCUGGGUGGAUGUUGCCUAGAUUUCCACCUGCAAAAAAUCUUCACAACGUGCCUCAUCAAUUGAAAAUGGACGACGCAAGAUUUGAACACAUGUCUGAAAUGAGGAACGUUGUGAAGUUUAACGCUCUUGUCGAAAAGUUACAAAGUUAUUUGUUCCCGAUCAAAGAGUUGGAAGAUUACAAGACUCUUUUCAGUGGAUUCAGAAUCUCUGGAGAUUUGCUCCCAUGUAUGGAAAGAUGGGAAGAAGAUGAAGAACAAGGGCGACAGAUGUUAAAUGGUGCAAGCCCUUUUGCAAUCAGUCGUUGUGGAAGGUUACCAGAUUAUUGUAAAAUUACAAAUUCUCAUGUACAAUCAUUUUUAAAUGAAGGAAAGUCGUUGGAGGACGAAAUUAAAGAAGGACGAAUUUACAUCGCCGACUACUCAUACAUGACUAAGGGUCUGCCAAGAAACAAGCAAUAUAAAACUGGAGAUCCUCUCUAUUGUGCGGAUGUCACAGCGCUGUUCUAUUCACCGGGCGACGGCAAAUUUCGCCCAAUCGCGAUCCAGUUAGAACCAGAUAAUGCAGAUUCCAUUUUUACUCCAAAGGAUGAGAGAUAUGACUGGAUGUUGGCCAAAAUGUACUUCCGAUGCGCCGAUACCAUUGUGCACCAGUGGAUAUACCAUUUCUUGUGGGGACAUGCGUUGCCAGAAACAGCCGCUGUUGCAAUGUUCCGAAAUCUAUCACGAACUCAUCCAAUCUACAAGCUUGUUCGUCCACAUCUUCAGCAUGUUGUUGUGAUUAAUCAAUUCGCAAGAGAUACUCUUAUCUUUGAUAACAGCACUUCAAACUAUACCAGAUCCAUAAAUGGUUCUGCAUUGGCGAGGCAUGUUUUCAAAGAUUUCGACUUUGACGACUUUGCCCUCCCGAAGUUGCUCAAGAAAAAAGGUCUUGAUGACUACAAUCUUCUACAGAACUACCAUUACAGAGAUGACGCUACCGCUUUAUGGAAUGCAAUUAAAAAGUAUCUUUUGAAAGUCAUCAAUAUAUAUUACAAGACAGAUGAGGAAGUGCGUGAUGACGAACAAAUACAAUCGUGGAUUAAUGACUUCGCAACUGAAGGAUUAGCAUGGCCAGAUGGGAAUACGAGAGGGUGUCCGACCUGUCUUAACAGUGUUGAUGAACUGGUACAAUUCUGCACAAUCGUUGUCUUCAACAGUGCUGUUCAACAUUCAGCAACACACAAUGCUAUGUUUGAUUUGUACAAAUUCAUUCCAAAUGCACCUGGCGGAAUGAGGCUUCCUAUACAUAAAAGAGGCGAGGCAACACUUCAGCGAGUGCUAGAUUCUCUUCCUGAUGUUACAAUGGCAACGAUUUUGUUUGGAAGUGCCUUCGUUUUGACAGAAUUACCAGAAGAAGAGGUUUAUCUUGGAGAAUUUCCAAUGAAUCUUUUUAUUGAAGAAGAGCCAAAGAAAGUCUUGAAUGAGUUUGCAGAUGAUCUCAAAGUGGUUGGUGAUAAAAUGAAAGAACGAAACAAGAAAUUGGAAUACCCAUACGAAUAUCUUUUGCCAGAAAAUGUACCUACCGGCACUACGGCUUGAGUAGAACGAUAUGUGAUUUUUUAAAUAACAAUAAUUGAAGAAGUGAUGUAUAUAUUUAUAAGGCUAAGGAAAAAACUGAAAUUGUAUGCCCUGAACUUGAAUUUUUAUAAACUCUAUAUUAAAAAGUAUAAGAAAUAUUGAACUAGGAACUAUAAUAUUUUAUCUUCAAAUAUCCAACUAACCGCAUGCUAAAAUUGUCAGCUCAUCUCUCAUUUGUUUUCUGUUAAUUAUGUAUCGUGUAUUAUAACAUUAUGUAGUAGAGAUUGGUGUGUUUUAUGAUAUACUGAUAUCACCAAAUCGCGCCAAUUUAAAAAUUUGGAAAGAAAUGAUACGGCAGAUGACAGCGCUUACUUUACCUCAUUAUUGCGCAUUCUUUCACACAGAAAAUCAUCCAUGUCUGUACCAGCUUACCGCCAUUAACACCGUGGGAUAGUUACAGACUAGAGUUAAUUACGUUUUGUUGAUUCAUUUUUCGAUAUUGAAUUUGAUAUAAAUUUUUAGCAUUAACAUUAACGCAAUUUUAUAUGUUGUCACAUUAUUAGAGAAAAUAUAAUAAAAUGAGAUUGCAUCAAAA